Messenger RNA from Phanerochaete carnosa HHB-10118-sp, 2076 nucleotides. RefSeq lists its product as uncharacterized. NCBI's taxonomy places the organism in Eukaryota, Fungi, Basidiomycota, Agaricomycetes, Polyporales, Phanerochaetaceae. The transcript is spliced from 5 exons. Gene Ontology annotation, cellular component: nucleolus; small-subunit processome. Gene Ontology annotation, biological process: maturation of SSU-rRNA from tricistronic rRNA transcript (SSU-rRNA, 5.8S rRNA, LSU-rRNA). The coding region runs from base 67 to 2076 and encodes 669 amino acids. The record is from RefSeq and is a predicted model, not a curated record.
UCGCGUCAGCCCUGCACGGAGCAUACUCGCGGUCAAGAGCAUUCCGCACCAGACUGACCACGCGCCAUGCCCCGCGCUGCCUAUCAUGGCUGGUUUAGUGGUAUCCUCGGGUUGCUAGGCGGUCCACCAGACAGGAGGAGAAGAGAUUCGCAUGCGUCCACCCGAGCUCAUAAUAUCCCGCUCAGAAUCAUAGCACUGGCCAGGAGAAGGCCCUACUGCUUCGCCGUUGCGCUACUCAUUGGAGCAUACACCCUCCUUGCGCUUUAUCUGCGCUACGUGACGGUGGAAAAAAUAUGGAUCCCGCCGUUCACCGUCCUUGGUCCUCCGACGCUCGCAUUUGACGUCCGCGACCUGAAGAGCAUAUGGCAGUGGGAGGUUGCUGCCGGGCAUUAUCCCUCGGCUCAUUCAGUACCAUCGUACAUAGGCUCGGACGUGCUCAGAAACCCGGCGCGUCCUACUAGGAAUAGUGACUACGCCAGUACUGCUGGGGUGGGCCCACCAUGGAUUUACGUAACCCCGAAUCUUUCGCACGCCAACAUCGCAUAUCCCUCGAGACCUGUCCCAGGCAGCGCGGCUGAUCUCGACAUUGUCGUGCGGCACUGUGAUUUCUCCGUCGGAAAGUACGUGCGGGACUGCCUCAAAUUACUGCGCAACGGGGCAGAGCUUGACGUGGCAUCUCGCCGCGUCAGAGGAGGGGCUUCUGAGCAGUUCCGGUACAUCUAUGUUACUGACUCUGCAAAGAGUGGUGGACACUCUCGUGAGGCGCAGAACGAGACGACCCAGGUCCAUGACCGCGAGAGCCACUAUAACGGCCGGCGAGCAGGCCUCUCAAAGUCACGCCUUACGCUUCCCCCUCUCCCGACCAUAAGCACGCAUGACCCAUGCCAUAGCGUUGACCGCCGCAUUUUUCACAUGUUUUGGACGGGUCCAUUCACGGACAAGCCCUACAUGGCGCUCCUCUCUUUCCUCUACACGCAGAACCUCGGCUUACAUGUUCCACCUGAACACUCCCUGCCAACCUGCAGGACAGAAAUGUGGGUCUGGAUCACGCAGCCGGACUGGGCGCGCUACAAGCGCGCGACAUGGGAGAAGCGAAUGCACAAUGAGCUGAAGACGAACCCGUGGGCGUCAGUGUUCUUGCACCCGCGGUUCAGCCAGGUUAUCCAGUUCAAGGUCUGGGACGCGGUGGAACAACUCGACGCUACCGACGAGCUGAAGGACGAGUGGAGGAGAUACAUGCACAUGGUCUUCAAGUCCAAACUGCCCCGGGACCGCGAGACCGUCGAGACGCCGGAAGACGUUGUGGGGGACGGCGAAGAUGACAUUGGCCUUCCUGACAGCGGCACUGCCCUCGUCAACCGCUCACCCCAGUCCGCAGACGCGUACGACAAGCCGUCCGUCGCGCUGUCCGACCUCGUGCGCUUCGUACUCUGCCACCGCUUCGGGGGCGUGUAUCUCGACGUCGACACGCUCCUCCUGCGCGACUGGGAGGAGCUCUGGGGCGCGCCAGGCGCAUUCGCGUACCGCUGGUCGCGCCUGGAGCGCUACAACACCGCCGUGCUCCGCAUGCACCGCCAGAGCGCGCUCGGGACGUGGCUCCUGCGCACUGCGCUCCAGAGCGGACUCGACUUUCACCCGAUCCGCGUCUCGCGCUACCUCGAGGACGCGCAGAUGGAGGGCCUCCUCCAGCGGUUGCCCGACGCGCUGUUCGACCCUGCGUGGCUGAUGGUCGAGGGCUUCCAUACCGAGCGGCCGCCGCAGCCGCUCCUCAACACGUUCGACGAUUUCUUUAAGACGCCGCCGCGGCUCGGUGCAAGCCCCGAGGCUCUUGGGUUCGACGGCUUUUACAAAGGAGCGUUUUCCUACCACUAUCACAACAGAUGGUGGACGCCAUUCGACCCCGACCGCAACUAUCCUGACGUUGGUCCGCGCUUUGGUAGUGACCAGUCGCCAUCUACUGAGCACCCGCCAGAGGCGGUGCAUGAACUUAGCUGGUCGGCCGUCAUAAAACGAACUUUCGAAGCCUACAUCCGCGGAGAACAGCCGAACAUGUACGGCGAGCGAUUGUACUGGUAG